UUUUUAAUUUUAUUUUUAGUCUAAAAGGAAGGAACUGAAUUCUAAUUUUUUGGAGAAAAUUAGGAAGAAUAAUAGCUUCUUAAAUCAUCAUAUAUCCUAACCUUGCAAUUAAUUCCAAGAAGCUUUGAGGAUAGUGAUGGAAUGAAAUAAGUUAAUAAAAGAAAUAAAGAAGUGAGAGAGAAUUAAUAAAUAUAAGCAUACAGACAUUACAGAAAAAAUUAUAAUUCAUAUAAUCGUUGUGUAAUAUGAAAUAUGCAAUGGUUUUGUAAAAAUUGAACCUAAAAAGAAUGUUAAGUGGGCCAUUACCCAAACCCAAAACAAGAGGCUCCUUAUUCAUAUCCAAACCUUAGAUUUCAUUUCCUUGCAACAAAAUAUCAAAAUAGAUCAUAAAUGUGCCUUCUCCUGCCCCCUAACCCUUAUUAUAAUUUGUGAUUCCUUGACUUGCCUUUGUUUCAAACUCAGGUAUCACCAUCAUCGCUUAGGAGGUUCCACCAUUCUGCCCAAUAAUAAUGAAUUGCCAGUAUAACAGGAAAAUAAAUAAAAAAAAAAUCUUAAAAAAAAAAUCUCAUUGUUCAUUUUAUAUGUAUAUAAAUAUUGUCUGGCAGCUGGAAGGUGAAUUAAAAGACUGGGGGGGUGGGCUGGGGCAUGAAAGUCGAAACCACCGUCUGUCCAGUUUCCGCCAUUGUCGAUCUCAUCAUCGGUCAUCAUGACCAGCUCCUCCGCCACCUCCCGCAAGGCUCUAAGCAAGAUCGCUUCGAAUCGACUCCAGAAGGAGCUGGUCGAGUGGCAGGUCAAUCCACCCGUGGGGUUCAAGCACAAGGUCACCGAUAAUCUUCAAAGGUGGGUAAUUGAAGUGAAUGGAGCUCCGGGAACGCUUUAUGCCAAUGAAACGUACCAUCUUCAGGUCGAUUUUCCUGAGCACUAUCCCAUGGAAGCGCCACAGGUUAUAUUUUUGCAGCCGGCUCCCCUGCACCCUCACAUCUACAGCAAUGGCCAUAUUUGUUUAGAUAUCUUGUAUGAUUCGUGGUCCCCAGCCAUGACCGUCAGUUCAAUUUGUAUCAGCAUUCUCUCCAUGCUAUCAAGUUCAACUGUGAAGCAACGCCCAGAAGACAAUGAUCGGUAUGUCAAGAACUGUAGAAAUGGCAGAUCUCCAAAGGAGACAAGGUGGUGGUUCCAUGAUGAUAAAGUAUAAAUAACAGAGCAUCUUUCUGCUUUUUAGUUUAUGCGAUUUGGAGGCAUUUAUCUUCCUUGGAAGGAAAUUGUGAAACAAAGAACAAGGUAAAAGCAAAAAGGUUCUGGGAAGUAUUGAGGGCUUAAUUUAUGCUGUAAGUUAGUAGGUGGUAUUUGUAAAUGAAGUGGGAAAAAGAAACUUCUUUCUGGUAACUGGUGACUUAUUUAUAAGGGAUAACUCUGCACCUACUCUCAACCUGAACACUAUAAAUCGUUACUGUGCCUGUGAUCUAUUAUUGUCGCCUCUAACUCUAGUAUUCUCUUGUCCCGAAUCACAAUUUGAGUGAUUCAUUUGUGUCUUAACUCAUUUUCAGCUUCUUGUUUA
This is a messenger RNA of Diospyros lotus (date-plum), 1555 nucleotides long. RefSeq names its product probable ubiquitin-conjugating enzyme E2 16. The coding region runs from base 707 to 1192 and encodes 161 amino acids. The transcript is spliced from 6 exons. The record is from RefSeq and is a predicted model, not a curated record. Lineage: Eukaryota; Viridiplantae; Streptophyta; Magnoliopsida; Ericales; Ebenaceae.